AUGACGAUCAGAAGUCUCCUCACUGCCGCUGCCGUCCUUUGCCUCACCCUCGCGGCCGUCGGCGGAGCUGUCGGCGGCUUCGUCGUAAGCGAGGGGCCGGCACCGCAGAUCCGCCCGCAGAGACAGAGCCACCUCCGCGUCUACUUUCACGACAUCGUCAGCGGGCGCAGCCCCACCGUCGUGCAGAUCGCGCGGGCGGCGAGGACGAACGCCUCGGCGACGUUCUUUGGCGCGGCGUACGUGAUGGACGACCCGCUGACGGAAGGGCAGGAGAUGAGCUCCAGGCUGGUGGGGAGGGCACAAGGGCUGUACGUGUCGGCGUCGCAGAGAGAGCUGGGGCUGAUCAUGGCCAUGAACUUCGUCUUCACGGAUGGCCGGUACAAGGGCAGCACCAUCACCCUCCUGGGGAGGAACACCCCCUUCUCCAAGGUGAGGGAGUUGCCCGUCAUCGCCGGCAGCGGCCUCUUCAGGUUCGCCACAGGUUACUGCAGGCUCACGACUCACCGAUUGGAUCUCACAACCGGGGAUGCCGUGGUCGAGUACAACAUCUUCCUCCUCCACCAGUGA
This is a messenger RNA of Spirodela intermedia, 567 nucleotides long. The record is from the annotation of a GenBank genome assembly. NCBI's taxonomy places the organism in Eukaryota, Viridiplantae, Streptophyta, Magnoliopsida, Alismatales, Araceae.